Molecule: messenger RNA, 150 nt
Organism: Racocetra persica
Lineage: Eukaryota; Fungi; Glomeromycota; Glomeromycetes; Diversisporales; Gigasporaceae
Source: the annotation of a GenBank genome assembly
AUGUUGGCUACAAAAUUUUCUCCAACAAGAAUUAGGACAGCAAGUAUUUCUCGAAGUGGACGAUCACGGCAAAGAUUUGUAAAAAAUAUGAAUGCAACCAAAAUGCUUUCACCUAACAUCAUAUCUAUAAUACAAGAUUCUAAUUUCUGG